Molecule: messenger RNA, 972 nt
Organism: Capsella rubella
Lineage: Eukaryota; Viridiplantae; Streptophyta; Magnoliopsida; Brassicales; Brassicaceae
Product: late embryogenesis abundant protein 29
Exons: 2
Coding region: 70-714 (214 amino acids)
Source: RefSeq, a predicted model, not a curated record
CAGCAAACAAUUUCACAAAAAAAAAAGUUUUAAAAACCUAUCUAGUGUCGUUUUCAAAUCUUAGGCAAAAUGGCGUCCAACCAACAGAGCUACAAAGCUGGUGAGACCAGAGGCAAGGCCCAGGAGAAGACUGGACAAGCUAUGGGAACAAUGAGGGACAAGGCUGAGGAAGGCAGGGACAAGACUCAAGCGACUGCUCAAUCAGCAAAAGACAAGACAUCUCAAGCUACACAAACGGCCCAACAAAAGGCUCAUGAGACGGCCCAGGCAGCAAAAGAAAAGACAUCUCAAACUGCACAAACUGCCCAACAGAAGGCCCAUGAAACUACUCAAGCAGCAAAAGAAAAGACUUCUCAAGCUGGGGACAAAGCUCGCGAGGCCAAGGACAAGACCGGGAGCUACAUGUCGGAGACAGGGGAAGCCAUAAAGAACAAGGCUCAAGACGCUGCUCAAUACACAAAGGAGACGGCCCAAAACGCCGCUCAGUACACAAAAGAGACGGCUGAAGCCGGUAGAGACAAGACCGGUGGGUUCUUGAGCCAGACCGGUGAGCAGGUGAAGCAAAUGGCUAUGGGUGCAGCUGAUGCAGUGAAGCAUACUUUUGGAAUGGCUACAGAGGAAGAAGACAGAGAGCAUUUUCCAGGAAGUACUACGACCACUACUGCAACUACUCGGACCACUGAUCCGACUCACCAGACUUAUCAGAGGAAGUGAGAAAGAAACAAAGAGAACGAUUUGAAAAUGUCUUUUUAAAGUUUGUUGGUCUUUGAGUUCCGUUUUGUAAUUUCCGUUGCGUCUUUGUGUUUGUGAUUCCGUUGUGUUUCUUGUUGUUUGUGACGGUGAUCACCUAAGAGUCUGGAGACUACUAAUUUCCAGCUAAUAAUAAGUUAAGAUUUGAUCCCGUUACAACAUUUGUGUCCUUUCAAUCUGCAAUUUUUGUUUCAAGUAAUAAACAGCUACUAUUACGCUUCA